AUGCCACCUGGACCUGCAUUUAACUGGUUCUGUGUAGCACAUUCAGUCGUCGACAUCCUCUCUAAUGCUGCACACAUACGGGCAUCUCAGCUUGUUGCGACAGCUGGGCGACCAAUUCCCGGGAAAGAAGCUAUCUCUCGCGAAUGGAGAGGUCAAAGAAUAGCUACAGAGCAGCCAGAGACGUCGACUGCGAGCUUGAGCCAGCGCACCGAACAUGCUGUUCAAUUCACGGAGGCUAAAGUUCCUUCAACGGCUGAUUCUUCACAUCUUAUAAGAGAUAAAAUAUCUUUCGACCUUCCGGAAACUAGUGAUUUGGGGCUACGAGAUCCUGUCCUUAGAGCUGGUGUAGAUCCAUCCUUCCCCAUUACCCUGCAGACUUUGGAACCCUCCUUAGGUCCUCAACAUUCGACAGGUUUCUCCGAUGUGUCUUCUUCACCCACGAAUGCACCGUUUGAAUCUACGAAUGCGUCUCCCCCGAAGAAUAUGCCGAUGUCUGAUGCUAAUGCUUCCGCCAUCCCUUUGCCCACUCGCCAUCUACAAUCCUCGAAAGUACCUGCUUCGCGCAUAGGUCGACUUUUUCACUAUGGGGGUCUGGCUGCAUCGCUCGGGUAUGGCGCCGCUUCGGAGCUGCUUCGACGCUCUACAAGUUCUGAGGAGCAACACGCGUCGUCGCUGAUGCUGACGGAAGCCAACAUCAAACGCCUUGUCGCGAAACUCACUCAGCUGCGUGGAGCGGCUCUCAAGCUGGGACAGUUCAUGAGCAUCCAAGACAGCCAUGUUCUUCCUCCGGAAGUAGAAGAAAUAUUUCGUAGAGUCCAGGAUAGCGCACACUACAUGCCCGAUUGGCAAAUGGAGGCGAGUCUUGGUCUUGGCUGCUACACGGUCGUGUUGAUUGUACAACUUCAGGAAGUCCUCCGCACCUCCUUAGGCCCGUCGUGGGCGGACCACUUCGAGUCUUUCGAUCGAAUCCCCUUCGCGGCUGCGUCAAUAGGGCAGGUACAUUCGGCUGUGCUUGCUGCUUCCUCUUCUCCCACUGGUGCCCCUGCAAAAGUGGCCGUGAAGAUCCAGUUCCCCAACAUUGCUAAUUCUAUUGAGACUGAUUUAGGUUAUGUGAAGAUGCUUUUAACGGCGGGUAGGCUUCUACCGAAAGGGCUUUUCUUAGACAGGACCAUCCAGGUCAUGAAAGCUGAGCUGGCGGACGAAUGUGAUUACUCUCGAGAAGCUUCGUUUCUGCGCAAAUUCGGCUUGCCAUCUUACCUGGGGAACGAUCCGGAUUUCAAAGUGCCCUGGGCGUGGGAUGGAAGUUCUGAUCGUGUUCUAGUCAUGGAGCACGUUGAUGGUGUGAGUGUGGGCGGUGCCAUGAUUAAUUCGCUCAACCAGCGCGAACGAAACGAUAUUGCUACACGCAUCAUUGACUUGUGUUUGAGAGAACUAUUCUCCUUCCGGCUCAUGCAGACUGAUCCGAAUUGGACGAAUUUCUUGUGGAACAGCAAAACUCGUCAGAUCCAACUAGUAGACUUUGGUGCGACUAGAGAAUAUUCCAAGGAAUUUAUGGACAACUGGCUUCGCCUGCUUCAAGCUGCCGCAAGUGACGAUAAAGAUGGAUGUAUCGAAUGGAGUCUCAAGUUAGGCUAUCUCACUGGUGAAGAAGACAACAUCAUGCUCGAUGCGCACGUCCAGUCAAUGACUUUACUGGCGACGCCGUUCAAAAUAGAUACUCCACAGCCUUUCUCUUUUGGAGCAAACUCGCAGUGGACAGAUAUCACCACGGCCAUUAGGGCCCAGAUUCCGGUGAUGCUUCAGCAUCGGCUCACGCCCCCGCCUAGAGAGACAUACAGUUUGAACAGAAAACUCAGUGGUGCUUUCCUUCUAGCUGCGAGACUCAAUGCGUCCGUUGACUGCAAGGUCCUUUGGGAUCGUAUCGUGGAUGACUAUCAGUUUGGGUGA
This is a messenger RNA of Fibroporia radiculosa, 1947 nucleotides long. RefSeq lists its product as uncharacterized. Gene Ontology annotation, molecular function: kinase activity. Lineage: Eukaryota; Fungi; Basidiomycota; Agaricomycetes; Polyporales; Fibroporiaceae. Gene Ontology annotation, biological process: ubiquinone biosynthetic process. Gene Ontology annotation, cellular component: extrinsic component of mitochondrial inner membrane. The transcript has 9 exons. The record is from RefSeq and is a predicted model, not a curated record. The coding region runs from base 1 to 1947 and encodes 648 amino acids.